UCCCGGGAGGAGCCGGGGGCCCGGACUCUGCAAAUUCUGAGCUCUCAUCAUGGCGGCGGCGGCGGCCGCGGCGGCCGUCGGGGGCCCGCAGCCGCCCCAGCCGGAGGCGCCGGCUCAGGGGCCGGCUUUAGACAAGGCGGCCACAGCCGCUCACCUGAAGGCCGCUCUCAGCCGGCCGGAUAACCGUGCGGGCGCCGAGGAGCUGCAGGCGCUGCUGGAACGGGUGCUGAACGCCGAGCGGCCGCUGGCCGGGGCUGCGGGCGGCGAGGAGGCGGCGGGCGGCGGCGGCCCGGGCGAGGCCGAGGAGGAUGCCCUGGAGUGGUGUAAGUGCCUUCUGGCCGGCGGCGGCGGCUACGAGGAGUUCUGCGCGGCCGUGCGGGCCUACGACCCCGCGGCGCUCUGCGGCCUGGUCUGGACGGCCAACUUCGUGGCCUACCGCUGCCGGACGUGCGGCAUCUCCCCCUGCAUGUCGCUGUGCGCCGAGUGCUUCCACCAGGGCGACCACACUGGACACGACUUCAACAUGUUCCGCAGCCAGGCCGGGGGCGCCUGCGACUGCGGGGACAGCAACGUAAUGCGGGAGAGCGGGUUUUGCAGAAGACAUCAGAUUAAAUCAAGUUCAAAUAUUCCCUGUGUCCCCAAAGACUUACUGAUGAUGUCUGAAUUUGUUCUUCCAAGAUUCAUUUUUUGUCUUAUUCAGUACUUAAGAGAAGGCUAUAAUGAACCAGCAGCUGAUGUACCAUCAGAGAAAGAUCUGAACAAAGUCCUUCAGCUUUUGGAGCCUCAGAUUUCCUUUUUAGAAGACCUGACUAAAAUGGGAGGAGCAAUGAGGUCUGUUCUUACUCAGGUGUUGACAAACCAACAGAACUACAAAGACCUGACUGCUGGUCUUGGAGAAAAUGCUUGUGCAAAGAAAAGUCAUGAGAAGUACCUUAUAGCUCUGAAGAGCUCUGGACUCACAUAUCCUGAGGAGAAGCUGGUGUAUGGGAUCCAGGAACCAUCUGCUGGUACUAGCACUCUGGCAGCUCAAGGUUUUGCAGGUGCUACUGGAACUCUGGGGCAGAUAGACUCUUCAGAUGAGGGAUAUGAGAGUUCAUUGCGUGAGACUGAUGAAGUUGAAUUCCUGAGAAUUAAUUCCCAAGAAUUCAGUGAGGAUCAAUCCAUAAUGGAUGUUUUGAAACAUAAAAGUUUUUUAGAAGAACUAUUAUUUUGGACAAUAAAGUAUGAAUUCCCACAGAAGAUGGUAACUUUCUUACUCAAUAUGCUUCCAGAUCAAGAGUAUAAGGUUGCUUUUACAAAAACAUUUGUUCAGCAUUAUGCUUUUAUUAUGAAAACACUGAAGAAAAGUCACGAAUCAGAUACAAUGUCCAACAGAAUUGUGCAUAUUAGUGUUCAGUUGUUCAGCAAUGAGGAGCUAGCCAGACAGGUGACAGAAGAGUGUCAGCUCCUGGACAUCAUGGUCACUGUGUUGUUGUACAUGAUGGAGAGCUGCCUCAUCAAGAGUGAGCUGCAAGAUGAAGAGAACAGUUUACAUGUAGUGGUGAACUGUGGAGAAGCCUUACUGAAGAAUAACACCUACUGGCCUCUUGUCAGUGAUUUUAUUAAUAUUCUUUCUCAUCAAAGUGUGGCACAGAGGUUUCUGGAGGAUCAUGGCUUGUUAGUUACAUGGAUGAACUUUGUGUCUUUCUUUCAAGGUAUGAACUUGAACAAGCGAGAGCUCAAUGAGCACGUGGAAUUUGAGUCUCAAACCUACUAUGCUGCUUUUGCUGCUGAGCUGGAAGCCUGUGCACAACCGAUGUGGGGGCUUUUAUCACAUUGUAAAGUUAGGGAAACUCAAGAGUAUACCAGGAAUGUUGUAAGGUACUGCCUUGAAGCUCUUCAAGAUUGGUUUGAUGCUAUUAACUUUGUAGACGAGCCAGCUCCUAACCAAGUCACUUUUCACCUGCCACUGCACCGCUACUAUGCUAUGUUUUUGAGUAAGGCUGUGAAAUGUCAAGAACUAGAUUUGGAUUCACUUUUACCGGAUCAGGAAAUGUUAAUGAAACUAAUGAUUCACCCACUCCAAAUUCAAGCCAGUCUUGCUGAAAUUCACAGUAACAUGUGGGUAAGAAAUGGUCUGCAAAUCAAAGGACAAGCCAUGACCUAUGUCCAGUCUCAUUUCUGUAACUCCAUGAUUGAUCCAGACAUUUACUUAUUACAGGUCUGUGCUUCUAGACUUGACCCAGACUACUUUAUAUCAUCUGUCUUUGAAAGAUUUAAGGUGGUGGACUUACUGACCAUGGCUUCACAGCACCACAAUAUGGUGCUCGAUGUGGAGCACGAGCGGUCGAUGCUAGAGGGCGCUCUCACGUUCCUCGUGAUUCUUUUGAGUCUUCGUUUACACCUAGGGAUGUCUGAUGAUGAGAUUCUCAGGGCAGAGAUGGUAGCCCAGCUGUGUAUGAACGACAGGACACAUAGCUCUUUGCUUGACCUCAUCCCAGAAAAUCCCAACCCCAAAAGUGGCAUUAUUCCUGGAAGUUAUAGCUUUGAAUCAGUUUUAUCUGCUGUAGCGGACUUUAAGGCUCCUGUUUUUGAACCCGGAGGCUCUAUGCAACAAGGCAUGUACACUCCCAAAGCUGAAGUCUGGGAUCAGGAGUUUGAUCCCGUCAUGGUUAUUCUUCGAACUGUUUACCGCCGAGAUGUGCAGUCUGCAAUGGACAGAUACACAGCAUUUUUAAAACAGAGUGGAAAAUUCCCUGGCAACCCCUGGCCUCCGUAUAAGAAAAGAACAUCACUCCAUCCCAGCUAUAAAGGUCUUAUGAGACUUCUGCACUGUAAGACUUUACACAUUGUGCUCUUCACUCUGCUUUACAAGAUUCUGAUGGAUCAUCAAAAUCUGUCUGAGCAUGUGCUGUGCAUGGUAUUGUAUCUGAUAGAGUUAGGCCUGGAGAACUCUGCUGACGAUGACUCUGAGGAAGAGGUACCAAUGGGUGGACCAGAGCGAUGUCAUGACAGUUGGUUCCCUGGCAGUAAUUUGGUAUCAAACAUGCGGCACUUUAUAAAUUAUGUUAGAGUGCGAGUCCCAGAGACUGCUCCUGAGUUGAAAAGGGAUUCCCUCGCCAGCACGAGCUCUGAUGCUUUGGGCUCUUUACAAAAUUCUGGUACAGCUCAAGUUUUCAGCUUAGUAGCAGAGCGUAGAAAGAAAUUUCAGGAGAUCAUCAAUCGCAGCAACAGUGAAGCAAAUCAGGUGGCUCGGCCCAAGAUUCCAAGUAAAUGGUCAGCUCCUGGUUCCUCUCCCCAGUUAACCACAGCCAUUUUGGAAAUUAAGGAAAGCAUAUUGUCUUUGCUAAUAAAACUUCACCACAAACUCUCAGGAAAACAGAACUCUUACUAUCCUCCAUGGCUUGAUGACAUAGAAGUUUUAAUACAGCCAGAAGUUCCCAAAUACAAUCAUGGAGAUGGUAUAACUGCUGUAGAAAGAAUUUUGCUAAAAGCUGCUGUGCAAAGCAGAAUGAACAAGCGCAUCAUUGAGGAGAUAUGCAGAAAAGUGACCCCUCCUGUGCCACCCAAAAAAAUCACUGCAGCGGAGAAGAAAACUCUGGACAAGGAGGAAAGGCGACAAAAGGCUAGAGAAAGGCAGCAGAAAUUGCUUGCAGAGUUUGCCUCACGACAGAAAAGCUUUAUGGAAACUGCAAUGGAUGUUGAUUCUCCUGAGAACGAUAUUCCUAUGGAAAUUACCACAGCAGAGCCGCAAGUUUCUGAGGCUGUGUAUGACUGUGUUAUUUGUGGACAGAGUGGCCCUUCUUCUGAAGACAGACCUACAGGACUGGUUGUGCUGCUACAAGCAUCCUCAGUUUUAGGCCAGUGCCGGGACAAUGCUGAGCCAAAAAAGUUGCCGAUCACUGAAGAGGAGCAGAUUUACCCUUGGGACACAUGUGCAGCAGUUCAUGAUGUGAGGCUUUCAUUAUUGCAACGUUAUUUUAAAGAUAGUUCUUGCCUUUUGGCAGUAUCAAUUGGCUGGGAAGGAGGUGUUUAUGUACAAACUUGUGGCCACACGUUGCACAUAGAUUGUCAUAAAUCCUAUAUGGAGUCAUUACGGAAUGACCAGGUUCUUCAGGGCUUCUCAGUGGACAAAGGAGAAUUCACGUGUCCCCUCUGUAGACAGUUUGCCAACAGUGUUCUUCCAUGUUAUCCUGGAAGCAAUGUGGAAAAUAACCUUUGGCAACGCCCUUGUAACAAGAGCACACAAGAUCUCAUAAAGGAAGUGGAAGAGCUGCAGGGACGGCCGGGAGCUUUCCCAUCAGAAACCAACUUAAGUAAAGAAAUGGAAUCUGUAAUGAAAGAUAUAAAAAAUACCACUCAGAAGAAAUACAGAGACUAUAGCAAGACCCCAGGCUCACCAGACAAUGAUUUUCUCUUUAUGUACUCUGUUGCUAGAACCAAUCUGGAACUGGAACUGAUUCAUAGAGGAGGCAGUCUCUGCUCGGGCGGUGCAAGCGCAGCGGGGAAACGAUCCUGUUUGAAUCAGCUGUUCCAUGUAUUAGCUUUGCACAUGCGGCUUUAUACCAUUGAUUCUGAGUAUAAUCCAUGGAAAAAACUCACCCAGUUAGUGGAAGAUAUGAAUUCACAGGUGGGGAAUGAAGACCAGCAGCCAGAAGUUCCAAUCCUUUAUCAUGAUGUGACAUCCCUUCUGCUUAUCCAGAUCUUAAUGAUGCCACAACCCUUACGUAAAGAGCACUUCACCUGCAUUGUGAAAGUACUCUUCACGCUGCUGUACACACAGGCCCUGGCAGCACUCUCAGUUAAGGGCACUGAAGAGGACCGGUCAGCCUGGAAACACGCUGGAGCUCUUAAAAAGAAUACAUGUGAUGCAGAAAAGUGUUAUGAAGUGCUGCUGAGCUGUGUUAUAAGUGAGCUAUCUAAAGGGAAGUUAUAUUAUGAAGAAGGCGCUCAGGAGUGUGCGAUGGUCAGUCCUAUUGCUUGGUCUCCUGAGUCCAUGGAAAGAUACAUACAGGAUUUCUGCUUACCUUUCCUCAGGGUCAGCAGCCUUCUUCAGCACCACCUCUUUGGGGAAGAUUUACCCAGUUGCCAGGAAGAAGAAGAAUUUUCAGUCCUUGCCAGCUGCCUGGGACUUCUGCCAACUUUUUACCAAACAGAUCACCCAUUCAUCAGUGCCUCAUGUCUGGACUGGCCAGUUGCAGCGUUUGACAUUAUAACUCAGUGGUGUUUUGAGAUAAUAUCAUUUACGGAGAGACACGCAGAGCAAGGAAAGGCCUUGCUUAUCCAAGAAUCAAGAUGGAAGUUACCACACCUGUUACAGUUGCCUGAGAAUUACAACACUAUUUUUCAGUACUACCAUAGAAAAACCUGCAGUGUCUGCACCAAGGUUCCUAAAGACCCAGCUGUUUGCCUCGUCUGUGGCACUUUCGUAUGCCUGAAAGGCCUGUGCUGCAAGCAGCAAAGUUACUGUGAAUGUGUGCUGCAUUCUCAGAAUUGUGGUGCAGGAACAGGAAUUUUCCUCUUAAUCAACGCGUCAGUGAUUAUCAUCAUCCGAGGCCACCGCUUUUGCCUCUGGGGUUCAGUCUAUUUGGAUGCUCAUGGAGAAGAGGACCGGGACCUCAGGCGAGGCAAACCUCUCUACAUCUGCGAAGAGCGGUACCGAGUGCUCGAGCAGCAGUGGGUUUCCCACACUUUUGACCACAUCAAUAAAAGAUGGGGUCCGCACUACAAUGGGCUGUGACACACACCUCAGCAUUGCAUAUAUUAUCAUUUUCACUGAGAUUGAUUUUCAUCAACAAUAAGCUUUAAUUUAAUUUGGGGGGAUUGAUGUCUUUGCUGAGGGAUAAAAAGAGAACAUACAUUAUGCAGCCUUCCCAAAAUUAGGUGCUUGGUAACCACAGUAAUGGUAAAUAUUUUUUCUCAAGUAUCUGGACAACAAAUAAUUUAAAUCAUUCUUUAGUGGUCAUUUUUUAAGUGCACAAUAAUAAAAAGCACAACUGUCCACAAAAAUCAUUGAGAAAUGAUUUUCCCUAUAAUGCCUUUAUUGGUUGUUCCCUGACAGAGAGGAUGUGAUUUAUUUCAAGUUUUACUGCUCCUUUUGUGUUUUAAUUUGCAUCUGCUAAACAUAAUGCAUCUUUUCCUUUGUCAUCCUUGUGUUGAUUUGAGAUUUUCGCUGUAUGUAAUUAGAAACAAAUGUAAAACAUGAUUUAUGUGAAAUAUUGUAUAGUAAAAAAUUGGUCUAAUAGUAGAACUUUAAAUUUUUUUCUUAUCGUGAGGAAUCUGUUAAAGCUUAAGGCUUUGCUGAAAACUUAAUUCAUUCUCAGGAAUUUCAUAAAUGCUUUCCCCAGGUAAAUAAUUGAACUAGCUGUAAAAUAUAGUGCAUUAUAGUGCAGUGCACAGGGGGAGGGGCAAAGCAUAUGUGUGGUGGGGAGGUCCUUAAAAAUAAAUAUUUGUGGGCCGAGGGUGUAGCUCAGUGGUAGAAUGCUUACUUAGUUAACAUUUGCAGAACCCGAGUUCCAUCUUAAGCACCACACACACAAAAUCAAUUUGCCAUUUCAACUAAAUGAAACUAAGAGUUGUUAGUGACGAGUAUAUGUUACAAUAAAAUCAAAAGGGUUAAGAACAUAUACAUGGCAGAGUUUUGAUUCUGUGCAUGCCCACCUUUCCUUACCGACCAAGCCUUUAUUUAUAUGAUCAGAUUGAAAUGCUCAUCUGUCCAGUACAUGAACGCUAAGUUCUGGGACUCUCCUCACUGACUGAAGAAGCUUCCCUGUGCUGGGUUCCUGCAGCAUCACUGAUGUUUCUGUGCGCUUUCCCACAGCAGAAAAGGCUCAGAGGCACUGACCCUGGGAGUGAGCCGGGCUUCUGCUUUAGACAUUGCUGUGAAGAUCAGCUGAUUGGGGGAGGGGGUCAUUCAGAAUGGGAAUGAGUGAGCUAAAUCCACUUAGUAAGAGGGAAAGAAGAUGACAGAAAAACAUAUUUUAUUGAUACCAAGAUUUUUUUCCAGGUGAUUGAAUAAUUUGAUGAUUAUUUCACAUAUAGUACUAUCAAGCAAUUCCUGGUACUUUGGAUUUCCACGGCUUGUUAUAUAAAAUUACAUUUUUUUUUACUUGUAAAAGUAAACAACAAAACAUUGAAUGAGAAAAUAUCAAAGUAACAUUGAACCCAUGUUCUAAAAUUGUUUGACGACGGCAUUACAGACUAUGAAAUUAACAUAAAACCGUGGCUUUGCAUUAAAAUAUGGGAAACAGAGUAGUAUAUACACAGAUGCGUUCAGAACGCCAGAAGAUUGCCUGGAGCAUUUUAAGAAAAUAUUCGGGAAUAGCUUGCUAUUUUUAUAUACAUUUCCAAAACGGUGAGAUAACUUUGUUAAGAGUAGAAUGACUUGUUCAGGUAAAUCCCUGCCCUUCCUACACCUGCUCUCUAAAUGCUGUGCUACAAGCUCAGCCUGCUACCUUUUUUGCUUCGGUCAUUAUAAAUAGCAGACCAUUUGUAAGUGUGGUUGAAGAGCAAAAUGCUAAUUACAUCUCUAGUAAAUACUGUUACAGGAUUCAUGAACUUGAGUAAUUUUACAGUUUGGAACUCUGAUGCUAUAUAUACAUGGUAUAAUGUAUUCAGACUUUGAUCACUACAUAUUUAAAUGGAAUGUUUAUGGUUGUGCAUAUGGAUGUGAAGUGAAAAUAUUAGCCUUAACUUUAAAAUUUGGAUAUUUGAUAGUGUUUAUUUUGAUAUUGGUGAAUUAGUCACCAGUAAAUUUUAAAAAAAGCACUUGGUUGAAAUUGUACUUGAAUAAAUACAUGCAUGCUGCUAAAUUAGAACCUCCAUUCCCCUAACUUUUAUAAGUCCCAUUUAUAAACCUACUUUUAAAAUAACAGGUCCAAGUUAGAGUGAUGUGUGUAUAUUAUUCAAAAACAUGUACUGGUGUGAUCUUGUAUGAAUGAUCAUUUAAAUACAGUACAUUACUGUAGAAGCGAAAUCAACCUUUAUAAUUAAGCAGAAAUUAUAAAACUAGGAAUAAUUGACGUUGUAAGAUAUGUUAAUAAAACCUACUGUCAUUUGCUUUGUGCAAGAUCCUUA
Messenger RNA from Mus pahari (shrew mouse), 8055 nucleotides. It is a transcript of the gene Ubr3, whose product is annotated as ubiquitin protein ligase E3 component n-recognin 3. Bases 50 to 5719 code for a protein of 1889 amino acids. Lineage: Eukaryota; Metazoa; Chordata; Mammalia; Rodentia; Muridae. Gene Ontology annotation, biological process: ubiquitin-dependent protein catabolic process via the N-end rule pathway; protein ubiquitination. Gene Ontology annotation, cellular component: ubiquitin ligase complex; cytoplasm. Gene Ontology annotation, molecular function: ubiquitin protein ligase activity; zinc ion binding. The record is from RefSeq and is a predicted model, not a curated record. The transcript is spliced from 39 exons.